Molecule: messenger RNA, 615 nt
Organism: Tetrahymena thermophila SB210
Lineage: Eukaryota; Ciliophora; Oligohymenophorea; Hymenostomatida; Tetrahymenidae
Exons: 7
Source: RefSeq, a predicted model, not a curated record
AUGUCACUCCACGAAAAGAUGUAAACCGAUUACCUUUGGGUAAAGGACCACUCUCAAGCUGAUUCUUGGGCUAAGGCUAGAACUCACGGUUACAACUAUAUUGCUCAUACCGUUCCUAACAAGAAGGAGAGAUACGAAAUGAUCUGGAGAAGCAUGGGUAAAUCUACCGAUUGGGAACUUGAAAAGUUCAGAUUAGGAAAGAAGUUCCCUGAUAGAGGUAACAAGAGAAGAUGGUUUAAGAAUCUCUUCAGAUUGAUUAAGAACCCUAUGGGUUACAUUUUCUGGAAGACUUACAAGGCCAGAUUAGCCAAGCCUUCUCUCAUCGUUACCUCCAUGUUCAUUGGUUUCACUUUGGGUUUCAUCAAGCUUAAAGCUUAAUCCAUUGCCUACUCCAAGAAGCAAUAUGCCACCUUACGUGCUGGUAAGAAUAUUGAAGGAAGUGGUCAAGUUCAUUUCGGUUAUCACGAUCAAAAAUGGGGCAUGCCUGCUAUUCCUAUGUUCUAACUUAUGUACUACGAAUUACCUGGUAACAGUAUCGUUGUUAACCCUUGCAGAAACCAAAACUACAGACUUUACUUCGAAAUGAGAAAGAAGUUGGGAAUCUUACCUGCUUGA